Saprolegnia parasitica CBS 223.65 is the source of this 201-nucleotide messenger RNA. RefSeq lists its product as hypothetical. The record is from RefSeq and is a predicted model, not a curated record. The annotation marks the transcript as partial. NCBI's taxonomy places the organism in Eukaryota, Oomycota, Saprolegniomycetes, Saprolegniales, Saprolegniaceae. The transcript has 2 exons.
CAUGGCUGGCUCUGUCGGGCCGUGGAAGCCCACAUCCCGGUUCUCUGCGGGCCAGGAGGCCAUGCCCCAUGGGCGCAAUGGACCGCCGACCGUGCCCUUGCACGCUGUACGAUGAGCUCGGAGGCUAAGCGACGUCUCGCAGCGUGUGCGAACGAGUCACCCCCCACGCUGGCGAUGUGGUAUCAGCCCAGCAUCCGAUGA